GCGGUGGCAGCGGCGGGGGAAAGUGCGCGCGUGCGGACCUUGCUUCGGGAGGCGCAGCAGGAGGGCUGCCGGGCGGAGGCGACAAGCAGAGCGGGGGAGCGAGCCUCGGAGCCCGCUGUCUCUGCGCGAGCGUCCCACGGUUCCCGGGCCAGCACCGCGCAGGACUUCCCGCCACACGCGCCGGCGGAGCGCGCCCAUGAAGCCGCCGGCAGCGCAGGGCAGCCCCGCGGCCGCCGCGGCCGCCGCGCCGGCCUUGGACUCCGCGGCGGCCGGGGACCUGACGGACGCGCUGUGCGAGUUCGACGCGGUGCUAGCCGAUUUCGCGUCUCCCUUCCACGAGCGCCACUUCCGCUACGAGGAGCAUCUGGAACGCAUGAAGCGGAGGAGCAGCGCCAGUGUGAGCGACAGCAGCGGCUUCAGCGACUCCGAGAGCGCAGAUUCACUUUAUAGGAACAGCUUCAGUUUCAGUGAUGAAAAACUGAAUUCUCCAACAGACUCCACCCCAGCCCUGCUCUCUGCCACUGUCAGUCCUCGGAAAGCUAAACUGGGAGACACAAAAGAGCUAGAAGACUUUAUUGCUGAUCUUGACAGAACCUUAGCAAGUAUGUGAGAAAGGGAGAAGUUCUGGGUCCUUUCAUCAUAAAGAAGCUUAAGGAAGCUCGGAGGGCCUGGUAAAAUCCGCCUACAGAAUUUGUUGCUAGAGGGAACAGAGAUGAGCACUUACCUACCACCAGGUCAUUCUCAGGCUGGUCCUAAAACUAGCCUUUGGGCUCAUCCCUGGGCAAUUUCAACAGUGAAACUGACUUUGUUUACCUGCUUGCAGCAUAUUAGAACACACCACCCAUGCUAAUAUUGUAUUUUCUCUUAAAACAGCUUUCCUGUAAUUUAAAGUGCUUUUAUGAAAAUAUUUGUAAUUAAUUAUAUAUAGUUGGAAACAGUGAUAUGCUUUUCUCAUUAUAAUAUAUUUUUGUAUGCAAAUAAAAUUUGAACUGGAGUCUGUA
Molecule: messenger RNA, 1001 nt
Organism: Phyllostomus discolor (pale spear-nosed bat)
Lineage: Eukaryota; Metazoa; Chordata; Mammalia; Chiroptera; Phyllostomidae
Gene: RGCC
Product: regulator of cell cycle
Exons: 5
Coding region: 197-610 (137 amino acids)
Biological process (GO): regulation of cell cycle
Cellular component (GO): cytoplasm
Molecular function (GO): protein kinase binding; protein kinase activator activity
Source: RefSeq, a predicted model, not a curated record